AUGAGUCCUCGGGGGCUCCGUGGGUCCCGGCGCAGCUCCAGCGGCACCAGCGACCCCGUUCCGGGGCUGCCGAGCACCGGCGGGUCCUGGCAGGUGCCGGCGGGUCUCGCUCCGGUCCGAGCCCAUUCUCGGUGCCCGGGGCUGUGCCUCGUCCCCGCUGGAUCAGUGGAUCGGGAGCCGUGUCCCCCAGCAGCCCCAUGCCCCAGCCCCAGGAGGGCUCCGUGGUGCCGCACAGGAGGGAGCUGCCCCCCCGUCCUGCAGGUCCUGAACCAGCACGGGGUGCUGCUCAGCCCCGAGGAGCCCCGUGGCACCGGCUGCAGCCGCAGGAACCUCAGAUUUGUAUUCGACCACGUUUUUGAGGAGGCCACGCAGGAGGAGGAGUUCCAGCACACCACACUCCCUCUGCUGAAGCCCUCCCCUGAGUCCUGGCACACAGUGUUUGCCUACAGUGCUUCAGGAACUGGGAAAACCCACACCAAGGUGGGCUGCAAGACCAGUCCCAGCAUUGUGCACCUGGCCAUGGUGGAGCUGUACAAGCUCAAAGCCAUGAAGGACCAGAGCUGUGAGGUCCUCAUCUCCCACCAGCAGGUGUACAAAUAGCACAUCUAUGACCUGCUGGAGCUGGGCCUGCUGAACAUCUGGGAGCAGCCUCAGAAAGCAGCCGUGGCACAGGGUCUCUCCAUCCACCAGGUCUGGCAGAAGGACACAAAGGCUGGGACAGACUUGUCUACAGCAGUGCUGAGAGAGGCUGGGAGUCCUGGGGACACAGGGGUGGAGGUCCCAGUGGCACCAGAGCAGCUCCUGCACACGCUGCCCAAGGGCAAUAGAGACCGGGCCCAGGGUCACACCAAGGCCAAGGGCCACCUCCUCCACUCCCCCAUCUCCAGAGCCAAGGACAGCAAACUGAGCCGUGAGCCCCGCCGGCCCCCACACCUGCAGCGAGCUCCGUCCCUGCAGGCACACUGGGAUGUCUCCCUGCUCGAUCUGCAGCUCCGGGCCAGGACACCAAUCCCCCUCCAGCAGGACCUUUUUGGGCACCAGGACCAGAACUGGGUGUCCUCAUAUCCUCCCAAUGUCCCACUGUCUCUUCUUGGGCAGACUGGGUUGUCCAUGGAUGGAUGUGGAACCAGCCUCUGCCUUGACGAAAUGACUGUGAAGACAAAGGAAGUGGAGGUCCUGGCACUGGAGGAGUCCCUAGGGCCGGAGGAGGCUCUUCCUCCUCAUCCUCGGUGCCACGGCGCGAUCCCGGGAGCGGAGCUGGGGUUUGCACACCCCGUGUGCCGGCACAGCGCCGCCGAGGCGCCUGUCACCAUGCCAGACCCCAGCAUUUACUCGGAAUGCUCCCAGGAGCUCUCUCCGUGCUCCACUCCCAGGCCGACAUCUCCCGGGCAGGUUAAGAGGAUGCUCGAGUCGAGCAGCGAUUCCCAAUCAGAAAAUUCCCGCAGUUCCCGAUCACGGAGGAAGCGCCAGCGGAGUCAUGAGGCAGCAGAGACUCCCCGGGCAGCGCAGAGCCCGCUGUGUCCCCGGGACACCCCUGGGGACCAGCCAUUAAAGCACAACCCACUGCCCAAAAGCCAACACCUUCUCACCGGCACCAGCUAUGAAGAUGCUGAUCUGCACUAG
This is a messenger RNA of Oenanthe melanoleuca, 1623 nucleotides long. It is a transcript of the gene KIF18B, whose product is annotated as kinesin family member 18B. Gene Ontology annotation, biological process: mitotic sister chromatid segregation; microtubule-based movement; microtubule depolymerization. NCBI's taxonomy places the organism in Eukaryota, Metazoa, Chordata, Aves, Passeriformes, Muscicapidae. Gene Ontology annotation, cellular component: mitotic spindle astral microtubule; mitotic spindle midzone; kinesin complex. Gene Ontology annotation, molecular function: ATP binding; ATP hydrolysis activity; plus-end-directed microtubule motor activity. The record is from RefSeq and is a predicted model, not a curated record.